Messenger RNA from Menidia menidia (Atlantic silverside), 2390 nucleotides. Lineage: Eukaryota; Metazoa; Chordata; Actinopteri; Atheriniformes; Atherinopsidae. The record is from the annotation of a GenBank genome assembly.
AUGUUCUCCACAUCGGGGGCGGAUUAUUUAAAAACAGAGAAGAUCUCGUCUCGCUCGCACGAAGCGCAACCUGAGCUCUUCAUCUUCAAAGAGCUGUGCGCGCUGAAAGAUGAUCCGGGGCCGUGCAAGGCCCUGAAGGACAGAUUCUUCUUCAACGUAAACACGGGACAAUGCGAGCAAUUCGAGUAUGGAGGCUGUGGGGGGAAUGAAAACAACUUCGAGACCUUGGAGAAGUGUGAGGAAACCUGUGUCGUCUCAGAUGACAAAAACCCGUGCCAUUUACCGGAGGCCCCCGGCCCCUGUCGAGGACUGGUGACGCGCUACUUCUUUGACAGCAAAAGUCAGCAGUGCAAGCAUUUCUUCUAUGGCGGCUGCUUUGGAAAUGCCAACAACUUCAAGAGAAUGGCUGAUUGCCAAGUGAAAUGUCAAAAUCCAGUGAAACCUACCAUGGUAGUAGAGGUCCACACACAACCUGCCGAUGAACCAAACGAUGUGCAGCCAACUGUUUUAACAGAGAACCCCCCGGCAAGCGAACCUCUGGUCCAACUGAACAGCUCUAGACAAGAGAGACAUGAGAGAAUUGAUAUUUGCCUAAGCCCGGUGGACAGAGGCACGUGUGACGGAGCGGUGAAGAGAUUUGCGUACAACCCGGAAACCCGGCGGUGCCAGCUCUUUUACUACAGCGGCUGCGGAGGAAACAACAACCGAUUCCUGUACCGCAAACACUGUGUUCACAAGUGCAUUAAAAGCAGAAAGGGUCACGGCAAUGGCAUGAUCCGAAUAAGGAAGAAAAAUCUAGAAAGCAUUGCGACUCGAUCAGUCUGAACACUUGGCUCUGCACCAGGUUCUUGCAUUACUACUGUGCACUCACCUGUAUUUAUGCAUUCGUUGUAUUUUUGGCUUUACUUGUAUCUCUUGUUCCAUAGCGCUGUGGUAUUUUGUAAAUCAUCUUUUUUCUUCGCGCAACCCUUUGUAAAUUUUGUUCAUUUCCUUUCUCUGCUCGCCAGACUUGUCCAGAGGUGUCAGUUUGAUCCAGUAAACAUUCUACUCCAAAAAAAUAUUGAUCCAUCAGGCUCCUUUGGGGUCGCACUGUGCAUCACUUGGUGUUUUAUAAGUAAUUCAGAAAUCUGGAGAAGGGAACAGAACUGAGAUAAUGAACUGAGAUAUUAUUGGUUGGAAAAAAGGACAUUACCAGUAACCAAAAACCAAAUAUUUUCUCAGUUAUAAAUUUUUAUAUUUAAAUAAAAACAUAUUUAUAGACGUCCCUGCAUGUUCCAAUGAAAAGUAACGCAUCAGUAGCCUAAAAAAAUGAAUAUUUUCAAUUAUAUCUCAACAGCAAAUCACUUGAAACAAAUCCUCUGAGGCUAAAGAUGUUGAAGAAGAUGAAAAUUAUCCUUCAUAGUUAGAUAGAACUGGUUAUUAUUCAAGAUGUAGAUUUAUCAUAUGAAAUCAUUCAAUCAUUUAUUUACAAAUCGCUAAACAUUUUUAGCGCAUUAUUUCAUCUUCACUUUCUGUAGAACUUAUAUGUAAAUUUAAAGCAAACACAGCCAAGAGGGUCAGUUUGUUCCAUAAAGUCAUGCAUGGGUACAAUCCUCAUUUCUGAAUCUCAAUAUACCCAUUUCCAGAAGUCACCAUUAUUAAAUGAUGGAUCUAAGUCGUGCACAACUACAUGACCAUAAAAGCAACAACAGAAGAAGACCAAAGGGGAUCUGCUGUGAAAAAAAGGGGGUGGAAAUCAACCAAAAUGGAUCAUAUAUUGACUUUGUAUCUCAAUCAUAGACUUGCAAAAAGAAAAGAAACACGGCACAUGCACAUUUUGUCUCAAACACAAGGUUUGACAAGCCCUUAUUAUGAUAGAGACAUUAAAACACAGGUUUCGCCUGUUUCAACACUUGUGAAAAAUUUGUUUUACUCAUAUUAAGUGUUAUAAUGACUUGAUCAUUCUGAGUAUUGUUUUGACAAAGACAAAUUUGUUUUAUUCCAAACACUGAAUUGUCCGUACAAAUAAUUGUUGGUCCUUUCAGAGCAGCUUUAAAAUAAACCUUGUUUCUUAUUCAUUAAUAUCAUAAAUGCCUAUACUUAUACGAUAUACAAUAAAGGAUCAUUUUCUAUAAACGCUUGGGUAAAACUCUACUGUAUGAAUACAUAGCUCUUUUUGUGAGUGACAUUUUUUUAUGUUAUAAAAGUGACCAAAACCUACUUUUGAUCAAUGACUCGUUUUAAUGUUGCUGUCUUGAUUCAAGAUGAACACAAGGGGGGGGUGUUGCAUAAAGGAAGCAAGUCAGCAUUUGGGUAUAUAGCAUUUUGUUUUAAUGAAGCAUUGUAUUAGCAUGAUUGUAAGUAUUGAAAUGUAAGAGUGCUACAUAAUAAAGUUAUACUAUCUCAUUUUA